AUGACUUAUUCAUCUAAAGACGAAUCCCAUUCGACUAACAUCAAUCGUUUAUCUUUUACUGCAGAAUGGUAUCAAGAAGAAGCCGGAAUUGUUCGUUUAUUUUUAAUAUAUUUUUAUCCAAGUGAUCAAUCUCUGGAAGUGUUUGAACACAAAUCCAAGAAGACUUUUCUACGACGAACUCGAAUGCCAGAAAUAACUGUGAAGGAUUUCUUUAUUGGUUCGAAUAUUUGUGUUUUUGGCAGACAAUUCGAUAUUGUUGGUUUUGGUGAUGAAAUGACAAAGAAUAGUUUGGCCAAAUUUCGAACUAGAACAUUUAUGUUAUUGAAACCUUCAAUCACUCACCAAUUGGGAGUAAUCUUGACAUAUAUUUUGGAAAGUGAUGCUCGUAUUAGUGAAGGUAUGAUGGUAAAAUUUACACCAGACACUGCUCGAGCUUUUGUGGGCGAUGAAAAUAGGGGAGACGAUAGUAGAAUAACACUUAUGAAUGACCUUCUGACAGGACAAUCUGUAGGAUUUGUAGUAAUUGCUGAUAAUAUUCUAAAUCAAUUGAAAGCUUGCCAAGAUCAGUCAAAGGAAUCUUUCAAUUCAGAUGUUUAUCCAUCGUUGAGGAAAUUAUUUGAAGAAGAAAACUUUCGACGAGGAAUUUAUUGUUCACCAACAGAGGCCGAUGCAAAUAGAGAUAUAGGAUUUUUCUUCAAUCAAAUGAAUGUUUCGAGUUUAGAAAUUUCAUUACAAAAUACAACACUUGCUGUGAUAAAACCGCAUGCUAUAAAAGAAGCUAAUUUGGGACACAUCAUUUCUGAAAUUGUAAAUCGAGGAUUCAAAAUAAAUGUUUUAAAAAUGCAAAUUUUAGAACGUGUUAACUGUGAAGAAUUUUAUGAAGUUUAUCGAGGGAUAUUACCUGAAUACAUUCCAAUGGUAGCCGAAUUGGCUAGUGGAGUUUGUAUGGCACUAGAAAUUGGCAGCAAAGAUGAAUCUCUAGAUACAUAUAAGGAAUUUCGAGAAUUUUGUGGACCAAUGGAUCCAGAAGUGGCCAAACUUCUUCGUCCAAAUUCACUUCGAGCUAAAUUUGGAACAAGCAAAGUAAAAAAUGCAAUCCACUGUACCGAUCUCAAAGAAGACACCGUCUUAGAAAUUCAAUAUUUUUUCAAAAUUCUAACUGAAUCAUAAUUCGUAACUUUUAUCUCUUAACAAAUAAUAAUAAAAAUUAAAAAAAAAAAUACAACAUCCGUCCUUAAAUCAAUUCACAAAAAAAACAAAUUGUU
Messenger RNA from Episyrphus balteatus (marmalade hoverfly), 1265 nucleotides. RefSeq names its product nucleoside diphosphate kinase 7 (gene nmdyn-D7). Lineage: Eukaryota; Metazoa; Arthropoda; Insecta; Diptera; Syrphidae. The transcript is spliced from 9 exons. Bases 1 to 1170 code for a protein of 389 amino acids. The record is from RefSeq and is a predicted model, not a curated record. Gene Ontology annotation, cellular component: centrosome.